Messenger RNA from Closterium sp. NIES-67, 1654 nucleotides. Lineage: Eukaryota; Viridiplantae; Streptophyta; Zygnematophyceae; Desmidiales; Closteriaceae. The record is from the annotation of a GenBank genome assembly.
ACCAGGCUCAGGAUGUACUGAUCGAGUAUCUCCUCACCAAAGGACUCAUCCGACCAUCCACUUCGCCAUACGGUGCCCCAGUGCUCUUCACACCGAAACCGGACAGAAGCUUUGCGCAUGUGCAUCGACUACCGAGCUCUCAACAAGCAGACGAUCAAGAACAAAUAUUCGAUACCACGAAUCGAUGACAUGCUUGACCAGCUUCCGGGAGCUACAGUAUUUUCAAAACUAGAUCUGCGGUCCGGAUACUGGCAGAUAAGAAUGGCGGACGAUUCCGUUCACAAAACUGAUUUCCGAACUCGGUACGGAUCAUACGAGUAUUUGGUCAUGCCGUUCGGACUCACCAACGCACCUGCAACUUUCCAAGCAGAGAUGAAUCAUAUCCUACGCCCACUUUUGGACGAAUGCGUGGUGGUGUACCUGGAUGACAUCCUCAUCUACUCGCGCGACAUGCAACAACACGUCGAGCACCUACGACGCGUCUUCAAAAUUCUUCGACGAGAACGCUUCUACGUCAAACUAUCCAAGAGCGACUUCGCCCUCGAGAAGAUCCAAUUCCUCGGACAUAUCGUAAAGCGCUCAAGGAGUUCACGUCGACCCCAAGAAAAUCGAAGCCGUGCGUACGUGGAAGACACCAGAGAACGUGAAGGAGUUACAGCAGUUCCUUGGCUUUACCCCGAACGCGACUACGAGGCCCUUGCUAUCAUCAUCGCCUUCACAAAUUUAUUAUUACAUGGUAAGCCUAGACUUCAUCACCACACGAUCCUCGUCGUCAUCGACAGGUUCUCCAAAAUGGGACACUUCAUCCCGACACACACCACAGCACGCACCGAGGAGACAGCACAACACUUUGUUCGCUACAUCAUCUCACAACAUGGCAUUCCAACCACACUCAUCUCCGACCGCGACCCCAAGUUCACCAGAAAUUUCUGGAAAGAACUGAUGUCUCUGCUCGGGACCAACCUCGCCAUGUCAUCCGCAUACCAUCCGCAAACAGAUGGACAGACCGAGCGCCUCAACCAAAUUGUGGAGCAACUCCUCCGCGCAGCCUGCAACGACGACAUCUCCAAAUGGGACUUGCAUCUGCCCGUCCUGGAGUUUGCCUACAACAAUGCUACUCACGCCGCUACUGGACAAACGUCGUUCUUCCUCUGUUACGGAUGCCACCCACUCACACCUCAACAGCCAACCAUACCAGCCACAGUCCAACCCGCUCAUGAUUUCAUCACGACCAUGCACAAACUUUGGGAUCGGACCCACAAGCGCCUUCUCGACAUUCAGCACCAACAGAAGCGCCAAGCCGAUCGCCACCACACAGACCACACCAUCACCGUGGGAGACCAAGUACUACUCGAUACACGCAACCUUAACAUCAGCCAUCUCCCAACCAAACUGCGACCUCGCUUCUGCGGGCCUUUUCUCGUUGAAGCACAGGUCACUCCUGUUACCUUCCACUUACGCCUGCCAGCUACCUGGAAGAUUCACAAUGCCUUCCAUGUUCAACUCUUGAAGCCCUACCAAGAUCCCAACACGGUCUUCUGUGGACGCCAACCGCCGCCGCCGCCGCCCGUCCUCGUCCAUGAUGAACCCGAUUAUGAGGUCGAGUCCGUGCUUGCUCACCGCCGUUGACGGAAUAGCACCGUGGAGUUCUCAU